Poecilia reticulata (guppy) is the source of this 733-nucleotide messenger RNA. NCBI's taxonomy places the organism in Eukaryota, Metazoa, Chordata, Actinopteri, Cyprinodontiformes, Poeciliidae. The record is from RefSeq and is a predicted model, not a curated record.
AAAGCAUUCAAAGACAAAAACAGAUGUGAGGCUGGUCUUUUUGGACAUCCUCACUCAGUCCUACAUAUUUUUAAAAAGAAACAACAGAACUUUUCUCCACAAACUUAGGAUGUCCCAAGGCAGCUUUGUCUUUUCUUCCACGGCCUUGCGUUCUCUCGAGCUUGACAAGGACAUGCUGGAGAGGCACAAAUACAAGACACAGCUUGCUACCCAUCACCUCAGCAGCUAUAUGCUGAAGAAGGAGGCAAUGGAAAGAGCACAGAGGAGGUCCACCUUCGCCCGGCGACCAGCCGUCUGCCAAGAUGUCGUCAUCCACAAUGCUUUAUAUACGGGAGAUGUGGAGGCUUUGAAGCGUUUCUUUCCGAGAGGAUCCAUGGCGAACCUUGUCAUAGAGCCACAGGGAGGGGACAUGCGCUGGAUGGCCCGGGGAGAAGGACUGUGGUCUCUGACAUAUGAGCAAGAGCUGACAACGCCACUUCACAUCACAGCAGGUCGAGGAUUUGUAGACUGCCUGAGUCUCCUGCUUGAACGUGGGGCAAAUGUAGACCUGGCUCCUGGAGGCACCACUGCGCUGCACGAGGCCUGUGAAAGCUGCCAGGCAGAGUGCGCCAAACUGCUGCUGAUCUAUGGAGCGAACGCAAACGCUGUCUCAGAAGAGGGGCUGAUGCCUCUGCAUGUUUGCACAAGCUCUGAGUCCUUUGAGUAAGUAUGAAUAAUUACUGUAAAGAGGCCA